Molecule: messenger RNA, 2060 nt
Organism: Paecilomyces variotii
Lineage: Eukaryota; Fungi; Ascomycota; Eurotiomycetes; Eurotiales; Thermoascaceae
Product: putative tubulin-specific chaperone
Exons: 5
Coding region: 162-2003 (613 amino acids)
Source: RefSeq, a predicted model, not a curated record
AGCAGCGAAACCAUCGCCGCGCUCUCGCUUACUAUUGGCUCUUCCGCAUCUCACGGCUGGACUGCGGCCCUUAGCCUGGUUGAUAUGUAUUUAUUGGCUUCCCCCAAUAGACUGGACAACAUCCCUUAUGCUAGAAACAUGUUUGCGAAGAUCUACGAGAUAUGAGUCACGAAUUUUAUGAAUGCCAGCGACUAUCGUUCGAUGGCGCGUUGUGCACGGUGCGCUAUAUCGGAAAGGUCGAGGGCACAACUGGCGAAUGGCUUGGAGUGGAAUGGGACGAUCCAACACGCGGGAAGCACUCAGGGGAACAUAAGGGAGUGAAAUAUUUCCGAUGCAAAAGUAAUCAUCCUACAGCGGGGUCGUUUGUUCGUCCAUCCCGGCCCACGGAGAAGCCCCGGGGUUUCCUCGAAGCCGUGCAUGAAAAAUAUGCAUCUGAAUAUGAGGAAGAGCUAGCUCAGAGCAAGCAGAAAGAGGAAGCAGGAACUGCUGUACCUCUUCCUGACCAAAUUCGAUUCAAUGGGAAGGUUGUGGAGGAGGUUGGGUUUGAGAAGAUCCGAAAGAAGCUCGCUGAGCUGCAGGAGCUCAGGAUCAUCAUCCUGGAUGGUCUGCGUAUUUCUGGAUUACUGGCUAAUGACGUUGCUCCUGAGCAGCGGGAAAAAGCAGUGGAGGAUAUUGAGAAGACAUGUCCCAGAAUUGUUGAACUUGACCUUAGUCAUAAUCUACUUCAACGAUGGGUGGAUGUGAGAGAUAUAUGCAGGCCAUUGAAAAAGAUCAAGCUAUUGAAGUUGAAUGGAAAUCGGUUUGAAGCCAUCAAAAACGAGUUGACAUUUGAGCGGAUUCUAGAGUUGCAUUUAGAUGAUACCCUAUUGACUUCGGACGAGAUUGCGCUUUUGAGCUAUCAAUUCCCGUCCCUGACAUCUUUAUCCGCGUCCAGCAACCAGAUCUCAUCUAUCUCAUCAACGUUUUCGCCCACAAUCCAGAGCCUGACCCUAGAGAAUAAUGAGAUUGAUUCUCUUUAUUCGGUCCGGAGUUUAGCAUCGCUCCCUAAUCUAGACCGGCUUUCGUUAAGAGGCAAUAACAUACGCGGUGUCUUGCCUUCAGAUUCGCCCAGCGAAGAUGCACCAUUCCAAUUUUCCCCUACCGUCCGAUCUCUGGAUGUCUCUCGCAACAAUAUCAAUUCCUGGAGCUUCAUCAAUGCUCUUCCAAGACUUUUCCCUGGUCUCAAAUCUCUACGGAUAUCUGAUAAUCCUCUAUACGACCAACCGGUGGCACCCUCCAAUGUGACAAAUCUGCCUGAGAAAUCAAUGACGGUUGAAGAAGCUUUCAUGCUAACCGUAGCCCGUCUACGGAACCUCGAAUCUCUGAACUACAGCAAGAUUACUCCGCAAGAGCGAACUAAUGGAGAACUGUACUAUCUGUCUUUGAUUGGAAAGGAGCUCUCGGCCUAUCCUGAAAGUGCAGAGAAGAGCAUCCUGGCGAAUCAUCCUCGGUACGGUGAAUUGUGUGACCUAUACGGAGAACCAGUUAUCAGGAGAGCGUUGGACUCCUCCAGGGGAGACAUCAACCCACGCUCCGUUGCCGCGAGAUUGGUCAGAUUUACGUUUUAUAUACCGGACACCAACAACAGGAGAGAGCACACGCAGGAGAUACCGCGCACUUUCGACGUCUAUAGAGUGAAAUCUAUUGUUUCGCGGCUCUUCGAUCUAACUCCUCUCGGCUUCCGAUUAAUCUGGGAGACAGAGGAAUGGGAUCCCGUGGACGAAGCAGAUACUGGUCUUGAUGAAUGGGAUAGCAGCGAUGAUGAUGAACCAGAUGCCGCAGAAAGCGAAGGGCAGAGGAUAUCCAAAAAUGGAGCUGCAUCAGACAGAGUCAUGACAAGAGAAGAUGGGAACAAGUUCGUCAAACGGGAGGUAGAGUUGGUAGAUUCGACGAGACACGUUGGAUACUGGUUUAAUGAUGAUCUUAAGGAAGCGACUGUGAGGGUGGAGGUCGCCAAUGUAUAAGGUGCCAAAUAGAAAGGUUAGUUCUAUUAAAAUAGCGAACUAAAUCUUUGUCUUUUU